AGGGACUUUGCGAGUGGUUAGUUUGGGGUAACAGAGGAAGCAACUCCUUCACAGAUAAGCAGGCAGUGCAAUAGAGAGACACAUGCUGUUUCAUAAGGAUACGCCUGAUUUCCAGAAAUAAACAUGUGUUUGUGGCUUAAACUCUUAGCAUUUGGCGUUGCAAUUCUGAGACAGGAUGCUUUUAUCAAAGCAGGAGAUGAAAAUCUGGCAAACGCCAGCUCUCCCCUCCCUGUGUCACCUCCACCUGCACGCUCCACAUCACUCUCACCUCCAAGCACCACUGAAGCAGGAGAUGAAAAUCUGGCAAACGCCAGCUCUCCCCUCCCUGUGUCACCUCCACCUGCACGCUCCACAUCACUCUCACCUCCAAGCACCACUGAAGGAGCUGUGUCAGCAAUGUCUACACCUGGUGUCUCUCCUGCAGACAGCACAUACCUCUCCACGCACACAGGCUCCGUCCCUGCCAUGGGACUCUCCAACUCACCACGCAGCAGCACUGCUGCCCUCACCACACGCGCUCCCAUUGCCUUGAAGAAUGCUUCAUCAGAUGAUUACAGUUCAACAUCCUUGCACAGCACCAUCGCACCAGUCAACACGCCAGCAAACACUGGGAUCAUGCCCACUCACACCAUAGGACCUUCCACGGUGACAACUAAAGAACCUUGUGAUAAUAUUAGUUAUACCAUAACAUGUGUAGAAGGCAAUAAACACAUGGCUAAAGUUAUACUAAAAAAUCUCAGAGAAAACAGAGACUAUUUUAUUGAGGUAUGUGACAAGAACUUCACUGUGAAUUCCAACACCAAUGGAAUAGAACUUCAGAGAUGUGAGAGUUACAAUGUUACUGUUGGAAAUUGCUUAGCCGCUCCCUCUCAUAUUCUGCCUGAGAACAGCACGAGCCUUUUGAGUGUUUCAGAUGAAACAGACAGGUCUGCAAAGUUAUGUUUGGAAUACUCAUUUUACUGUGCUGAUAUGAAUGUUAGCUGCAAUGGUACAGAAUACGUUGUAGAAAACUUUGGAGCAUUCAAUCAAACUUGUAAGAAGCUGAACAAGUUAUUACCCAACAGGUAUUACAACUGCAUUGGUACUGUACAUUUUUUUGGAACAGUUAUCAACGAAACCUUCAACAUAACCACAGAUUAUGGUGUUCCAGGAAAUUUAAGCAUCAGUAUAAUAUUGAACGCCACAGCUGUAUCACUUGCGUGGAAUGAAUCUACGAACGGGUCAAGUAAUCCUGCACAUGGCUAUAGGGUGAUAUGCAAUGGCAGCAAUCCAAAUUGUACCAAGGAACAUAACUUUGUUUGCAGCAACUUAGAACCUUAUACCAACGGUUCUGUAUCUGUGACUCCAUUUACAAAGAGCAGAUAUACAGAGAAAAAUAUUGACGGAGAAACUGUAACACUUCACUUUAGGACUAGGUCAGCCGAACCAAGGGAAGUGACUGGAGUUACUACAACAUUGAUAGCUGAUAAUGCUGUCCAAAUUAAGUGCAAAAAUCAAGAAGUGUUUGGAGAAAAAACAGUAUUUGAGUUGGUUUGGGGAAAUGAUGAAAGAAAUGACUCCAAAGAAAAUUCUUGUGAUUUUAUAAAAGAAAAUCUCAGGUAUUUGACAAGCUAUACAUUUAAGAUUGUAGUGUUUAAUGGAGAACAUAGAGGGCCACCAGUAAAGCAUAGUGUGACAACCAGAUAUAAUUCUAAAGCCCUGAUUAUAUUCUUGGCAUUCUUGAUUAUUGUGACAACAAUUGCUUUACUACUGGUUCUGUACAAAAUCUAUGAUCUUCACAAAAAAAAACUUAGCAAUUCAUCUGAAGGCGUGAAUCUUGUUGCAGUUAAAGAUGAUGACAGGCAACUUCUGAACAUAGAGCCGAUACCUUCGGAGCAAUUGCUGGACAUGUACAGGAGGAAGAUUGCUGAUGAAGGAAGACUUUUCUUGGAUGAAUUUCAGAGUAUUCCUAGAGUUUUCACUAGAUAUUCAAUAAAGGAGGCCAAAAAAAGCCAUAAUCAGAACAAAAACCGUUACAUUGAUAUCCUUCCAUAUGAUCAUAACCGUGUUGAGCUCUCAGAGAUCCCAGGAAACCCAGGAUCAGACUAUAUCAAUGCAAGUUAUAUUGAUGGCUUCAAAGAACCAAGAAAAUACAUUGCUGCACAAGGCCCCAAGGAUGAAACCACAGAUGAUUUCUGGAGAAUGAUCUGGGAACAGAAGGCAACAAUUAUUGUCAUGGUGACUCGCUGUGAGGAAGGAAAGCGGAACAAAUGUGCCCAGUACUGGCCAUCAAUGGAGAAUGGCUCUGCAGCAUAUGGGGACAUCAUUGUGAAGAUCAAUGAAAGUAAAACGUGUCCAGACUAUGUCAUUCAGAAACUACACAUCACAAAUGGAAGAGAAAGGACAACUGGAAGAGAUGUCACUCAUAUUCAGUUCACAAGCUGGCCAGACCAUGGAGUCCCUGAGGAUCCCCAUCUCCUUCUCAAACUCCGACGCAGAGUUAAUGCUCUCAGCAACUUUUUUAGUGGCCCAAUAGUGGUUCAUUGCAGUGCUGGUGUCGGGCGCACUGGGACAUACAUAGGUAUUGAUGCCAUGCUGGAAGGGCUGGAUGCAGAAGGCAGAGUGGAUGUUUAUGGCUAUGUUGUGAAGCUCCGUCGGCAGCGGUGCCUCAUGGUUCAAGUAGAGUCACAGUACAUCCUUAUCCAUCAAGCGCUAGUGGAAUACAAUCAGUAUGGAGAAACAGAGGUCAGUCUCUCAGAACUGCAUUCCUAUCUUAACAAUCUGAAAAGGAAAGAUCCUCCGAGUGAUCCUUCUCUGCUGGAGGCAGAGUUUCAGAGAUUACCUUCCUAUAAGGGGUGGCGGACCCAGAACACUGGCAAUCGUGAGGAAAAUAAAAGCAAAAAUAGGAAUGCCAACAUAAUACCAUAUGACUUUAACCGAGUGCCAAUCAAGCACGAAGAUGAAUGCAACAGAGAGGGCGAACAUGAUUCAGAUGAUUCCUCAGACGAGGACAGUGACUGUGAGGAGUCAAGCAGAUACAUCAAUGCUUCCUUCAUAACUGGUUACUGGGGUCCAAAAGCCAUGAUUGCAACACAGGGACCACUGCAGGAAACUAUUUCUGACUUCUGGCAAAUGGUCUUCCAAAGAAAAGUCAAAGUCAUUGUUAUGCUGACGGAGCUGAAAGAAGGAGAUCAGGAACUCUGUGCACAGUACUGGGGAGAAGGAAAACAAACAUAUGAUGGCAUAGAGGUUCAAAUGACAGAUGUCAACUGUUGUCCUAGCUAUACCAUACGUGCAUUUGAUGUUACACAUCUGAAGACAAAAGAAACACAGAAGGUGUACCAGUAUCAGUAUCACAAGUGGAGUGGCUUGGAUGUUCCGGAAAACCCCAAAGAUCUAGUCGGCAUGAUUCUCAACCUUAAACAGAAAGUCCCAGCCAGACCAGUCACUGAGGACAACAGGAGUACCCGCAGCGUCCCGCUCGUUGUCCAUUGCCGUGAUGGAUCACAGCAGACUGGGGUAUUUUGUGCUUUAAUGACCCUCUUGGAAAGUGCAGAAAUAGAAGAAGUAAUAGAUGUUUUCCAAGUAGUAAAAGCUCUUCGUCGCACCAGGCUGGGAGUGGUCUCCACCUUUGAACAUUACCAAUUUCUGUAUGACACCAUUGCCAGCACCUACCCUGCACAGAAUGGACAAAUAAUGAAGAACAGCCAGCAGGAAGAUAAAGUUGAAUUUUGCAGCGAAGUAGACAAAACAGAUCAGGAAACUGAUUUGAUCACUAUUGAUCUUACCCCACCAACACCAGAGAAGAACGAGCUUUCUGAAGUAUGUGAUGAUUCCAAGGCUGCAGAUAGCACCAAGGGAACAGAAAGCUCUACAAAUGGCCCCACAACUCCAGUUCUAACUUAGAGGCUAUACUAAAAAAAAAGUGCUUUUUCAUAUGCAAAAAAUCUUACAAAAACAAGAAAUAUAAGAGUUUUUCUUCUUCUCAUCUUUUUUUUUUUUUUCCUGGAAAAUGUUUACUGUUAUUUCAGUUUUGAAAAGGUACAAAUUUAAAGGAAUACUUGAAAUUUGUAGAGUGUGACAAAGAACUCUGAAAGUUUCACUUUUGUGUAGAUUUGCAUUUAAUAAGUCUUCAAAAAGCUUUUCACUAUUUUUAUACUUUUUCUUCUGAAAACAUGUACAGUGUAAGGCUAUGCUGAGCAGUGGGAAGGAAACUUUUUUACUUCGUAACAAGGAGAAAAGCAACUCAGAACAAUGAGAUCAGUGUGUUGCAAAAACAGGUCUGUCUUCAAAACUAUUAGCAAGUAAAUUAACCUAUGUGGUAAGCAUACAUUCUAGGAUUUCAGGAGUGCUGACCAAGCACUGCUUCAGUAAUACUCUGUGGAACUUGUGGGACUUUGCCAAACAGUUUUAAGAGCUUAUCGUUUAUAGCAUGUGGCAAUUCCAAGGAAUUCAGAUUUACAGUUAAUCUGUAAAUCCUCCCCUACCCAUGUGGAAUAGAAAUGUUGCAUUUUUCUAACUUGCCUCAAGGUGUCCUUGUUGCUUCACAUAUAUUGAUCUGAGAUUUCAAUGUUAGAGUCCAAGAAGAGUUUGGAGGUUGGCAUUUGAAUGAUUGCAAUAAUUCUGAUAGAAAAUACAUUCUGUUUACUUAAAAAAAAAAACAGCUUAAAAUACUGCAUGCUUGCACAUCUAUUGCUUAUGCUUACUGUUAUUUAAAGGCACUUGCUUCCACUAAUGCAUCUGACCUGUUUUCAGGACUGGAAAAUACUUAGAUGUUUUUCCUCCAAACCUUGUAGAUUUUAACAGGAUUUUUUUUUUCAUUAUGUGGUUUUGUCUGUUACAGUUAUAAUAUUUUGACCAGUUUUUGUUGGAUUUUAGCCUACCGUUUUUAGAACAAAUAAAAAGUUAAAUAAUAGUUGAAAGGGUGGAAAUUAUCUUGUUCUAUUGGACUCUGCAAACUGAUCAUUUUCUUCUAAAUGCACAAGAUCCUGUGUUAUCCCAUACCUGGAUAAAAUUUACAAAUUUCGGUAGGAAAACACACACUUUAAUUCUUUUAAAACCGUGUGUGAACCCAGGUAAGUGUCAUGGUUCUCUCACUACAGAGGAAGGAAACUUCAUUUUUCUUUUGCUUGAAGUCAUUAAAAAAACAGUUACUCAACAACUUCAAUGCUCCUACUUUAUAACUGCAUAUUCUGAAUCUCUCAUUACAAAACAUAACUGAAAAUACUUAGAGAGCCAUGUAAACACCAUGUACAGUCACACUUGCUUAAAACAUUAAUUUUGCUGUUACUCCAGAUCAAAUAUUUCUUUCGCAAUUAUCGGCUCAGACAAGUGCUUCCUGGCAGUCUUGCCUGAAUAAGUAGCAGAGGCAGUGGGAUUCCCCUUGACUGUCGGCUGAAUUGCCUUUUCAGCUGAAGCUGUGUUAGGCGAUGAACUAAUAAAGCUGAAGGGGCCCCCUGUGGAGAAAAAGCUCUUAAGACUAAAUAUGAAGAUAAUAUAAAAAAAUUGUAGGCCCAAACCCUGUUGGCUUUUUAGAAGAACAUGUCAGAAUUGCAAAUUUAGCAUACUUUUGAAGAUAGAAAAGGUAAAGAGCUUUGGAUAAAGAUCGACUCAUUGGUGCUCAUUGGAUGACAGAGAACAAUUAAUUUCUUUUUCUUCUUCUAAGAUUUGGCUACUGUAAAGCCUCUUUAGCUAGUUCAGGUAGUAAAAUAAAGAGGUCAGUGCAGCUACCUAUUGUAAGGGUGUAAAGACAGACACUAGUCACACUUUUAGGGAUAACUGAAAAUGUUUCCUGAAUUAAAAGUAGGCCCAAAUUUUCAUUUUUUGUGAAUCUGAGGUCAUUCAUACACUUCAAUUCCUUGAAAAAUGGUUCUGCAGCGUUUUAAGCUCCUGCAGCACCUGGGCUGUAAAAAUUCUGGAGGAUUUUGUUUUGCUUAAAUUGUUUUCUGGAACACUUUAAAUGUUCCUUUGCAUACUUUUUUUAAAAAAAGCAUGCCAAGUUAACACUUGAUUUACACAUGUAUUUUGAAAGAAAAGUCCUGAACUAUGUUAAGUUUUGCCUCAUGCUUAUCUUCAUUAUUAGCCUAAUCAGAAACACAGAGCCUUACAUUAAAACUGCCUUCAUGUGCAAAGUGUGCCACUUUUGGAGUAAAGUUCCUUAUAGUCACAAGGGGAUAAACUGAACUCUUGGCUUUUAAUUAUUUUCAAAUCAAAUAAGACUUUGUACAAUUAAAUCUCAUUAAAUCCCUGUGGGACAUUGAGGGAACCUGUCCUAACACAGCUUAGAAGUUCUGAUUACUUCAAGGAACUGUCUAUGUAUGUACCAGGGAUGGUUUUUUUGCCUUCUCUAUUGCCAUUUGAAUUUCAAAAAUCCAUGAGGUGGUGUCACAGAGCUUGUAGAAGAAAGUCAUUAUGCUGGAUGCUCCAUAGUCACUUGCCUUAUUCACUUGUAGGCUUAAUUUUAUGUCUUCCAGGAACACAGUGAAGCGUAUUGCAGGUAAGGCAUGAAACGCAAGCUAAUAAGCUCUGCUAGGAAACUGCUCUGGCUUUGUUAGGGCAAGAACAACAUUGCAGCAGGCUGGAGGCUUGGCAUAGCCUAAAAGCUGAGAAACAAACAUGCUAAGUAAGAUGCAAAAUGUUUAUUUUCCCAAGUAGAGCUAAGCUGCACAAAGACUGCUAACCACUGCCUCCAGCUAAGAGUUAGAUGUUCAAAAGUGUUUUAUAACCCGAAGUCCAGGAUAAAAAUAACAAAGAAACAGAUUGGCUGGAAGAGAACUUUGAGCAACAAACAAAGGUAAUCAAGGGCUUAUGUGACCAAAGGGAUUGUGUGAUUUCUCCCACAAUUUGCUGGGUAGAAGCUGAUAGAAAAGCGGGUGUGGAGAAGUGACAGUGCUGUGUUAGCGGAGUCCCGUGUGGGAAGGUGCGGGAGAGGAAAGAUCCCAGAGUCUCCACAACAUUCUGCUCACUCAGGUACCUGCAGUGUGGAAUGAACUGUGUGUUUGCUUUUGUUUAGAUUUUUAUGUUUCUUGUGCUCUGUAAGGAACAAGGUAGUUACAUUAAAACCUUUUUCAGUGACUGUACAUUAUCUUGAGAUAAAUGUUAUACAACACAAAAAAUGGGCAGCGCGCUGAGCCAUGGUGGUCGGGGAUGCCGUUCAAGGACAUGACAAAAGCCGUCACUCCUCUGCACCCCAGCUUUCAACUGCUGCGUUUGGGCUCUUGUGGGGUACGUUUGUGCCUGCUCCUUUUUCCACCUGUACUUGCAGCCAGUCCAUGAACUCACCCUCUCCACUUCUGAGCCAGCCUGUGCUGUCAGAGCCCGCAGCCUCCGGCGGCAGUGAGCUCACUCCCCACUGGGGAUGGGAGCACUUUCUUCCCUAGCUGUAAUCUGAUCUGCUGGGAAGGAGCUGGUGGCCACACGAAGGAGCUGGAGAGGCUGGACCAAGCCAGGAGGGUCCCCACCUGCCCCUGCAGCACCUCUCACUGCGGCCAGGACAUCACCUGUGGGGGGGAAGUUUGCUGGAGGAGCGAAGAAGGAAGCAGGUUGUGAGCUUUGCUGAAAAACAGGAAACUUAAGUUAAAUCUUGUAUGAGAGGCACAAGUAAAGCCGGAUAGUGAGUCUGCGACACAUGGCAGUGUUGAAGCUAGGGUCUACGAAGGGAGGUAAAGUACUAACAUCACGAGCCAUUUGUUUGUGUGAGAUAGCCAAGAAAGUAAGAAAGAAUAGUGGCUCAAGACAGGUGUCUCAUUAAGCUAAAAAUUCUAUCCUUUACUUAGCAUUCCUCAGAAAAACACUCCAGUAGCAAUGCUUAUCUUGUCAACAAGGCAUCUUGCUUUUGUAAAGGCCCAAUUUUUAUGACAUUGUACAUUCUCCAGAUUGCCUCUGAAAGACUAUCAGAAAUUCCCCGAGGGCUCAACACAACUGUACCACAGCUAUUUUUCUGUACAUAAAGCAACUGUUUACCAAGAGCCAGCAUGCUGUGUUUUAGACUAGGGAAAAUUAAAAUAGAAGAAAAGGAAAAUUUCAGUUACAGAGUAGAGCACGUUUCUAUAUACAUCAGCUCUACUCCAGAAAAAAUGUUAAGUCUUCUGAAGAACAGAAUCCAAUAAUUUUAAAGGUACAGCAACACAGGAGUAAAGUUUUAUACAAAAGCUUUGUAUGUCAAUCUUACUUUUCAAUGCAAAUGAAAGGAAGAUGAUGACUACAGAAGUACUAAGCAAGUUAAUACUAAAAGAUUUCCUUUAUAGGGACAAAAAAAUAAUUAUUUAGGAAGGAUACUUAGUACAUGUUAUUGUAAAAUACUAGCCUCAUUGUUUUAACCUUAGUGAAAAACAGGUAUUUAUUAAAUAGUUAUGUCCUCAGACUCAGGAGUAUCAUCAUCAGCAAUGCAUAAUGUUACUGAAUUUUUGAAAUUAAUAUCAUAAACCUUUUUCAGAGGAAUAGGCAUAUAACUAUCUAUAGCUGGGUUGUCUCUUGAAUCCCACAGCCGCACACAACUGCGGCUGGAAGUACUAAUGUAGUCAUAAGUGUGACUGUCUAACAUAUGGAGGGAAAAAUAAAAAGGAAGUUUACUUUGGAUGAAUUUUAGCACUCAGUAUAAAAUUUUUGGGUUGGAGAUGAAACCUUAUGAUAUCCUGACUUUACCUGGCAGUUAGCUGAGACCCAGAGCUCUCACAUGUCAAUCUUCUCAUAGAGUCCUUGGGGUGGACCUGGUGUAUUUUCAAAGCUUACCCGCCAGGCUGUGCUGAAACUCUUCAAAUGCCUUUUGCUCUGUUCAGAGCGUUCCUGCAAUA
Phalacrocorax carbo (great cormorant) is the source of this 8771-nucleotide messenger RNA. The record is from RefSeq and is a predicted model, not a curated record. NCBI's taxonomy places the organism in Eukaryota, Metazoa, Chordata, Aves, Suliformes, Phalacrocoracidae.